Lethenteron reissneri (Far Eastern brook lamprey) is the source of this 5959-nucleotide messenger RNA. It is a transcript of the gene ABCC10, whose product is annotated as ATP binding cassette subfamily C member 10. Gene Ontology annotation, molecular function: ATP hydrolysis activity; ABC-type transporter activity; ATP binding. The record is from RefSeq and is a predicted model, not a curated record. Gene Ontology annotation, cellular component: membrane. Gene Ontology annotation, biological process: transmembrane transport. NCBI's taxonomy places the organism in Eukaryota, Metazoa, Chordata, Hyperoartia, Petromyzontiformes, Petromyzontidae.
UAGGCCUCAGAGGCGGUCACGUUUAAAACAGCCGCAGUCGACGAGUCCCCGCUGCCGUCACCGUGAACGCGAUUAGAUCACCGUCUGUGAGGCGUCAGUCCUUAGACACGGAGGCGUCUCAGGGUUAGCUGCCCCUGCCCAGGCGGCCCGCGUCUUCACGCUCCACGGUGGCCAUGGGUGACUUGCUGGUGCUUCUGUGCGGAACCACGGAAGAGGAUCGCUUUCCUCUCUGGAUCAACGGAUCCGUUGGCCACUGUUUUAAUCAGGUGGCUUUGAACUUACCCUCGCAUGCUCUCCUGGCCAUGAGCUCGGCAUUCUUUAUGGGAAAAUACAGACGUGAUAGUCACGUGCCCGUAUCGUACGGCUGGGUGCUGAGAAUCCUCACGUCGGCUUUGGUGGUGGCACUAUUUUUCUGCGACCUCGUGUCCCUUUCCUUUGACUUUGAUGUCAAAACGCGACACCUGGACGUCAUGGCUGCAUGCGUUGCAGCGUUCGCUUGGCUGUGCCACUCCCUGGCACUGUCCUCCGUUGCUCAAUCUGAGCUGUCCUUUUCCCGGGGACCGCCGCUGAUCAUCGUUGUCUGGCUCGCAACAAUUCCCUCCGCAGUCAUAAACGGAGUGGCUUUCUUCACGAGGCCCGAGUUCUGCCUCCUCGGGGCUGCAGCUUGUAUGCACAAAGUGGUAAUGUGUGGCGUUCCAGUGUUCAUGGCGGUUUAUUUAAUCUCACUGAUUCCGUCAAAUCGUCUUGUGGCCGUUCAUGAGGUGGAAUCCAUUAAUGAUGCAGGUGAAAGGACUGCGCUCUUAGGCAGUCGGAAAAGAAAAACUGAACAACUUUUCCCUGAUGCUCGUCACCGACAAGCGGUGACUGAAGAUGGUAGUGGCUUCAUCUCAAAACUUUUUUACAUUUGGUUAAACCCAGUAAUGAAGCAAGGUUACAAUGGAGAAUUGAAUAGCCCUGAUGAUAUCCUUGAGUUGCCUGAAAACAUGAAGGUAUCAUUUGUGUCUCAAGCGUUUAAAGACGUUUUGUAUGCAGACAGUAACCAAACAAGGGAUUGCAUUCCUGAGGAUGUCAGCCAGAGUAGCCCAAUUGGGAAGAGAUUGUGCAUCAACAAAGACACGCCAUUACCUGAUAGCCAGCCGAGACGCACUCUCUUUUGGUCCCUCUACAAGGUUUACGGCGUUCACUAUUUAUUGAUUGGUCUUCUCUACUUGAUUGCCAUUGUGCUCGGUCUGCUGGGCCCUGUCAUUCUGCAAUAUUUGCUCUCCUUCAUGGAGAACAGACAGGAGCCUGCCUCUCACGGCUACUACUACAUUGCCGGCCUCUUUGGGACAACAUUUUUUGGGGCUUUUUUCAACAAUCAGUUCUCCUACCGGAUCAACAAGAUCGCCUUGUGCGUACGCGCAGCCCUGGUCACGACGGUUUAUCGGAAAUCGUUGCGGGUCGGUGCGUCCUCCCUGUCCGAGUUCAGCACGGGAGAGAUAGUGAACUACAUGAGCACCGACACGGACCGCAUCGUCAACUUCUGCCCAAGCUUCCACUCGUUCUGGAGCUUGCCUCUGCAGGUGGCCGUCUCUCUCCUGCUGCUCUACCAGCAGGUCGGCGUCGCCUUCCUGGCCGGCAUCGCCGUCGCCAUCUUGCUCGUCCCGCUGAACAAACUGAUUGCGAACAAAAUUGGAGGAUUCAGCCAAGCGAUGAUGCACCAUAAAGAUGGAAGAGUCAAGCUCAUGACCGAGAUUCUCUUCGGCAUCCGUGCAAUCAAGCUGCACUGCUGGGAGGAGAGCUUCUCGCGCAAAGUGAAUGGGUUUCGCUCGGAUGAGUUGAAGGGCCUCUCGGGCAUGAAGUACCUGGAUGCACUGUGCGUGUACCUGUGGGCGGUGACGCCGGUGCUCAUCUCCAUCCUCACGUUCGUGACGUACGUCAGCCUUGGCAACGCCCUCACCGCAACGAAGGUUUUCACAGCUGUGGCUUUGAUCAACAUGCUGAUUACGCCUCUCAAUGCCUUUCCGUGGGUGCUAAACGGACUCAUUGAAGCACGGAUUUCUUUAAGGAGACUUGAAACAUUUUUGUCCUUACCAGAGUUCAGUGCUGAAACAUAUUACUGCAAUAGCAAGUCAUUUUACGAGGAAGCGCAGAGCGGCGAAUGGGAGGUGGCGCUGUGCCGAGCAACGCUGUCGUGGGGCUCGUUGCUGUGCCCACCGCGGCAGCGCGGCUCCCCGGACCCUGCCGCGGAGGGCUUCUCCCUCAAACGUGUGGAGUUCAGAGUUAAGGAGGGUCAGCUGGUCGGCGUAGUUGGAAAAGUCGGAAGCGGGAAGAGCUCCCUACUUGCGGCUAUAACCGGUGACCUCUUCAGGUGUCGUGGAGGGGUCCUUGUGAAGCGACUGGAGGAAGGUUUCGGAUUGUUCACCCAAGAGACGUGGAUCCAGCAUGGGACUGUGCGAGACAACAUCCUCUUUGGCAGUCGCUACGAUGAAGACAAAUACCUCUCCAUCAUUCGCGCUUGCGCGCUGUCGGAAGACCUCAAGACCUUGGUGAACGGGGACCGGACAGAGGUCGGGGAGAAUGGGGUGACUCUCAGUGGAGGCCAGAAAGCCAGGAUUGCGCUUGCACGGGUGGCCUACAGCGACAAACCCGUUUGUUUGCUGGACGAUCCUUUAGCAGCCGUGGAUUGUGAUGUUGCUGCUCACCUGUUCAGCAAAUGCAUCAAUGGGCUUCUGCAGAAGAGGACCAGGAUCCUGUGCACUCAUCGCACCCAGUAUUUGGCCGCAGCCGACCUCGUCAUCCUGCUCGACAAUGGCAUCGUCAUCAAAGCGGGACCGCCCCACGCGGUGCUUCCGGCCGGUAACGCGCUUCCUGAUUGGCCCUUGGCCGUCGAGGCUGAGCCACACUCAGAUGAAGGAGGAGGUGGAGGAGAUGAGUGUGAGGGUGAUGCUGAUUGUGUGGCUGGCGCUGUGGCUGCAGGAGCGUGUGGUGGUGGUGUGGCUGAAGGAGCAGGUGGUGGUAGUGGUGGUUGCGGUGUGGUUGCAGAGGUGCGUGGUGGUGGUGUGGCUGGAGGAGCGGGUGGUGGUGGCGGCAAUGUUGCUGGAGAAGCGAUUAGUGGUGGUAUUUGUGGUGUGGCUGAUGGAGCGGAUGGUGGCGGUGUGGCUGGAGUAGUGAGUGAGCCGCUGGUGCAGCAGGAGGAGAGGAUGGUGGGUGCCGUGGCUCUGGGCGUGUGGCUCGCGUACUGGCGCGCCGUCGGCUCCUGCCUCUCCGUUGCCGUCAUCCUUGCCCUCUUUCUCAUGCAGGCAACUCGUAAUGUUACAGACUGGUGGCUGUCUUACUGGAUCGCACAUGUACAGGAACAUAAAAAUGCAAGUUUCCACGAUAAUUUCGAGAGGAGCAGUGCCAAUGGGAGUGACCCGGUGCAGUUUUAUCUGUCCGUGUACGGAGCGCUAGCGGCAGGGAACACGGUGUUCACACUACUCAGGGCCUUCUUGUUUGCCUACGGUGGGGUCUGCGCUGCCAGAAACAUUCACAGUGCACUGCUGCACAAGGUCCUGCAGGCUCCGGUGUCGUUCUUUGACGCCACCCCCACCGGGAGGAUCAUGAACCGCUUCUCCUCUGACCUGUUCACGGUCGACGACUCCCUCCCCUUCAUCAUGAACAUCUUCCUGGCGCAGCUCUUUGGGCUGGUCGGGGCAAUCGUAGUCAUGUGUUACGGCCUGCCCUGGAUGGCCCUGGUGCUGCUGCCGCUCGCCGGGGUCUACUUCUGCGUUCAGAAGUACUACAGGUUCACGUCGAGAGAGCUGAAGCGGCUGGGCAGCGUCACCCUGUCCCCUAUCUACUCCCACUUUGCCGAGUCGCUGUCCGGACUCGCCGUCAUAAAGGCGUUCAGGGCCACCGACAGAUUCACCCGGGAGAAUGAGGCUCGACUGGAGCUGAACCAGCGCUGCCAGUUUGCGGCCGUGGCCGUGAUGCAGUGGCUGGACGUCCGCCUGCAGAUGAUGGGCGUGGUGAUCGUGGUGAGCCUGGCGGCGCUGGCAGUGCUGGAGCACCACCUGCGCGGCGUGGACCCAGGCCUAGUGGGCCUCGCCAUCGCCUACGCGCUCAGCAUCAACGGCCGCCUCUCAGGCCUCGUCUCGAGCUUCACACAGACGGAGACGCAGAUGGUGAGCGUGGAGCGUGUGCAGGAGUACCGCGGCAUCGACAGCGAGGAGGCGCACCGCCACCCCACGCACGUGUCUCCUGAUUGGCCCCAAGGUGGUGCACUGAAGUUUGACAAAGUGUUCCUCACUUACCGGCCAGGGCUGCCCUUUGCUUUAAAUGGAAUUUCUUUUUGCAUAAAUCCAUGGGAGAAGGUGGGGAUAGUUGGAAGGACUGGCUCCGGGAAGUCCACUCUGUUUUCAGUUCUCUUCCGCAUUGUGGACGUACAGCACGGAGCAGUCUACAUUGACGAUCAGGACAUCUCAAAACUCGCUCUCAAACAAUUAAGGUCUAACUUGGCGAUAAUCCCACAAGACCCAUUCUUGUUCAGUGACACAGUUCGGAAUAAUUUGGACCCCAAAGGUUCAUACCAGGACCAUGAACUGUGGGAAGUGUUGGAGAAAUGUCAUUUGAAAAGCUUUGUCCUUGAUCAGGGUGGCCUCCAAGCAGAGGUGGCUGAGCGAGGAAGAGACUUCUCCUGUGGUCAGCGGCAGCUGCUGUGCCUGGCACGUGCCAUGCUCUUCAAGGCCAAGAUUCUGUGCAUAGAUGAAGCAACUGCGAGUGUUGAUCAAGACACGGACGUGCUGCUACAAAAAACCAUCAGGAGCGAGUUUGUCAACAGCACAGUGCUGACUAUUGCACAUCGACCCAACACGAUUCUGGAUUCCGACCGGGUCCUCCUGCUGCGAGGCGGGCGAGUGCUGGAGUUCGCGUCUCCCCACGACCUCCUCCAGGAUCCGCGGUCCGCUCUGUCUCGCCUCCUCUCGAAAAGCCAUUUACUGUCUUGAAAGCAAUUGCUCACCCGGGGGCAGGACAAGGAGGGGUUUAGUUGAAGGAGGCAAAGGUGAUGUUUAGAGUGCUGUGAAUGUUUGCAAUAAGGGUCAAUAGACUCCAAGUUAACAUUGACGCGUCGUUUACUCGAGUAGCUGCACUACAUAGAUGUGAACAGCCCGGUCUCCCAUAUCGAAUGAUAAAAAUUAAGUAUUUGGUCUUCGCGUUAUUCCCGUCGCGCAAGGUUAUCACGAAGGCGCUAUGUUACACAGAUGUAGUCUGCAGUCGCGUCAUAAUUGGGGGCGAUUUUGCCGUGUGUAAUUCACAAUUGAGUGAUUUGUAGGUAAUUUUUCUUUAUUUGGCCAAUGUGGGCCAAAAAAUGCUGGCAAACAAUGGUCGAACCCGUUUAGAAUGACGUCGGGGCAUCCUGAACGUUCAGUGUGAAACAGGCGGUGCGUACGGUGCCGUACGUUACAGCUUAGACCCAGUGGCGGCUGGUGAUAUUUAUUUUUGGGGGGGCGCAUUUUUUUUAUUUUAUUGAGGGGGGCAAAUAAAUAUAAAGCAGUACCAAAAACCAUUUUGACUACUUGAAUAUAAAUUUUGAUGAUCUUUAUUUACAUUUCAGACCAAAAGAAGUACCAAAAAGCAUGUUUCCUACUUGAACAUAAAUGUUUCUCUUUUAUAUACAUUUCAGACCAAAGUACCAAAAAGCAUGUUUCCUACUUGAACAUAAAUGUUUCUCUUUUAUAUACAUUUCAGACCAAAGUACCAAAAAGCAUGUUUCCUACUUGAACAUAAAUGUUUCUCUUUUAUAUACAUUUCAGACCAAAGUACCAAAAAGCAUGUUUCCUACUUGAACAUAAAAACGUUAGUUUCAUGCUAUUAUCAAUAUGGCUGCGGCUACUUUCAUGACGUUUGCAUUUGUCAGAGAGAUGUUUGAGGUCUCUUACCCCCGUCGUUGUCCACAAAACUUCAGUGCCGACACUUUGAAAUAAAAGACAGGGAAAAC